AUGCCCAAACCAGAGGAAAUUCCAUCUUCUGACAUUGAAGAAGAAGAAGCUUACGUUUCAAGACCAGGCGAUGUCUAUCUAGCGUUUAUCGAUACCUCCGUCAAAGAAAAUGACGAACUCACAAUUGAAGAUACCUUCAUUGGUGGGUCCCCAAUUUGGCUACAUCCGGAUUCAGUCCCAUCUGAUGAUCUUCUGAAAUGUGGCUCCUGUAAAAAACCCGAUAACAUGAGACUUUUGCUACAAGCCUUUUCACCUCUCGAUUAUGAGCAACUAAGAUUAUUACAAAAAGAAGUGGGCAUCAAUAAUAUGAAUUAUAUUAACACAAAUGACGAUAGAAUUUUGUAUGUCUUCAUGUGUACUUCGUGCCAAAGAAGAGGAAAUUCUGUUCGCUGUAUUAGAGGGGUCAAGAAGAACAAAUCUAAUGCUACAGCAGCCAUUGCUGAGAAGAUGAACUCUGUGUCUCUAGGGAAGGACUUUCAAACCAAUCCAUUUGAUAUGUCUAAGCAAGUAGAUAGUAAUCCAUUUGGUGCUAAUCCUUUCCAAAAUAAUACAUCAUCUAACCCUUUUGGAGCGUCUAUUGGGACGAAGAAGCCUGAAAAGACUCUUCAGGAAAAGGAUUCAGAAGUUUCGGCUAAAACUGCUAGGAAAUACCACGAUUCUCAAAGCGAUAAACAAUUCGAUUCUGAGAAAACGUUCAAACAAUAUUUGUUAUAUGUUGAAGAAGAAUCAUUUAAAAAUAAAAAACCCGACCAUUUGAAAAUUCCAAAGAAUGUUAAAAUUGAUAAAGAUGCACUAGACUUGACUGGUGACAAUGAAGAACUUUUGGAAAAGAAUCCUGUAAAAUUAGAUCCUCGCACAGAAAAAUUAUCUAAAUUCCUUGAUGAUGAUAUUUUCCAAAAAUUCCAAGAGGUUGUUGGUUACAAUCCAUUGCAAGUUUUAAGAUACGAUAUUGGUGGGAAACCAUUGUUUUAUGCUGAAUCAAAGAUUGAUCUAGAGAAAACCGUUCCUGCUCCCGGUUAUAAUCCAUCCAGUCGAAGAAUAUUUGAAAUGCAACUGAUGCCUAAGAUGAUUUUAGAUUUAGAAGAAAAUGUAUCGUUAGACGAGGGAAUGGAAUGGGGUACUGUCCUUAUAUUUACAGAUGUCGAAAAUUAUAUACCAAAAUUCGAUGAACAUAAUGUAGGAUACGUUGAAGAAUGUGUGAAGGUUCAAUGGGAAUCAAGAACUUAA
Messenger RNA from Naumovozyma dairenensis CBS 421, 1227 nucleotides. RefSeq names its product small subunit rRNA maturation protein TSR4 (gene TSR4). NCBI's taxonomy places the organism in Eukaryota, Fungi, Ascomycota, Saccharomycetes, Saccharomycetales, Saccharomycetaceae. Gene Ontology annotation, biological process: maturation of SSU-rRNA. Bases 1 to 1227 code for a protein of 408 amino acids. The record is from RefSeq and is a predicted model, not a curated record. The transcript has a single exon. Gene Ontology annotation, cellular component: cytoplasm.